This is a messenger RNA of Spea bombifrons (plains spadefoot toad), 1068 nucleotides long. RefSeq names its product nicotinamide N-methyltransferase-like. The transcript has 3 exons. Gene Ontology annotation, cellular component: cytosol. The record is from RefSeq and is a predicted model, not a curated record. Lineage: Eukaryota; Metazoa; Chordata; Amphibia; Anura; Pelobatidae. Gene Ontology annotation, molecular function: N-methyltransferase activity. The coding region runs from base 1 to 783 and encodes 260 amino acids.
AUGGAUUCCUCCUCUCACAAAUAUUACCAUGUUCAUGAAUUUGAACCGACGCAUCUCGUUGAUCUUUACUUUUCGUCCAAAUCAGAAGACGCACUUCUAGAGGAGACUGUCUUCGCCACCCUGAAAUUUCUGCUUAACGAAAAACAAAACAGCCGUAUUGAAGGAGAAGCUUUGCUUGAUUUUAGUGCAGGGUCUAUUGUUUUUCAACUAUUGGCAAUUUUUGAGUGCUUCAAAGAAAUAACUCUAUUAGAAUUCAAUGAUUUCUGCAUCGCUGAGCUGGAGAAAUGGAGAAACAGCCACGAUGAAGCCUAUGACUGGUCUCAUGCAUCAAAGGCUUUGAUGGACCUGGAAGGAAAAAGUGGUGGGUGGCAAGAGAAAGAAGAAUUGUUGAAAGCGAAAAUUAAACAAAUUCUGAAAUGCGACUUUACAAAAGAAAACCCUACAGACCCAAUUGUGCUACCAAAAGUUGAUUGUAUCAUUAGUGCUUGGUUACUGGAUAUCAUAAGCCCAGAUAAAGAGGCGUAUAUUAGAAAUUUUAGAAAACUCUCUUCUUUACUUAAACCAGGCGGUCGCCUGAUCUUGUUUGGAAAUAUUAAUCAUUCAUUUUAUUUUAUUGGAGAGCACAAAUAUAAUUUCUUAAGUUAUGAUGAAGAAUUUCUUAGAAGAACACUAAAAGAUGAGGGAUAUGUAAUGGAAUCUUAUCAAGCAAAUGACAGGAAAACAACAUCUCCUCUUGUGGAUCAUGAAAAAGUUGUGUUUGUCAAUGCGAUUAAAAAGAAGUGAAAUUAGAUUAAAUUUACACUUUUCUGAGUAAUUGGAAUGAAUUGGAAUUUGGAGUUAAUUCUGUAACAACGCAUACAUUGAUCUCAUCUGUCUGCCAAAUUAAAUUUAUAAGAUUAAGAACAUUUUAAAAUGCAUUAGCCUUAGUUACUAGUUAUCAAGAUUUAUCAUAAAAUAAAUGCUCUGAUUUAGAUUAAUUAUGAUAGUAUAAGAAUGGUUUGCACCAAAUAUAUCAAUGUGUUAAAGCAGUCAAUAUACCUUGUGAAUCAGCUUUUCAAAUCUGUUUAA